Leishmania major strain Friedlin is the source of this 4536-nucleotide messenger RNA. RefSeq lists its product as hypothetical. The coding region runs from base 1 to 4536 and encodes 1511 amino acids. Gene Ontology annotation, molecular function: protein binding. NCBI's taxonomy places the organism in Eukaryota, Euglenozoa, Kinetoplastea, Trypanosomatida, Trypanosomatidae. The record is from RefSeq and is a predicted model, not a curated record. Gene Ontology annotation, biological process: motile cilium assembly. The transcript has a single exon. Gene Ontology annotation, cellular component: ciliary basal body.
AUGAGCAACUCUUCUCUUUCCGGUAACCCGCCGCCACCGCCGCACGAUGCUGAGGUAUCAGUGAUGAGGCAGGAUGACGACGAAGCCAGGCCGCAGCUUCUUGAGAGCUCGCCAGCCGCGUCGCGGCCGCCAGCGCCGCUUCCGGCACUUCCACCUCCGCCGCGUGUGGUGCAAGUGCUGAACCCUGCGGUAGCACCGCCGUCUCCAAGCUGGUCAAACCUCGUCGGUCGCCCCAAUCACACCGCCGCGCUUGCAUCACUGGCCACAGCUCCUGGGGGUUCCGACAGGGAUGUCGCCCGCCUUCGACGGCCGUCAGUCACGCGCGUGCGGGGAGCCCUUUCUUUGUCGUCGACGUUGAGUGAACUGCCUGUGUUGCCAGCGAUCCCUGUCCCCGACAUUGCCGUCUCUUCCGUUGCUCCGCCACCGGUUGCGAGCCGGCAGCAGAAUGCCUCGCCCUCAGUGGACCUCGGUGCGCUUCCAGUAACGGUUUCGGAAACGUGCCCGUCCGUCCACGGCCCUCCAUCUUCCUCAGCAGGGCCUUCCGCGUCGCCUCUCGUUCAAGAUACGUCUCCGAUGCUUACGCCGCCCCUCGAGGCGACAGCGCUGUCGUUGCCCGCUCCGCGGCCGCCUCCAGCUCUACCACCAACGUCAAAGCACGCCGACGACGCGGCUCCUGCGAAAAUACCUUUGUAUCCAUUGCAUCCGCCCGCUGCAGCGCUCGCGACGCCAUCAUGUGGGGAGGGAGUGCGUUCGAUGGAUACCACCACCUCUGCGGCUCCGGCAAACCUCCCUCACGCCGUCACAUCACUCUUGCCGGCUCCUUCGACACCUGCCGUCGUCGUGCCAGCGUUGCCGCUGCGGUCGCCGUCCGCGAAUGUCACACCUGCGUCGCUGGUAGGUGCUCCUGCGCUUGCGACCGCCCUCACGGCUAUGCCAUCACCUGUCACAGAUAGUCGGCCACAAUACCUUCACCCCCAGCGAGGGACUUUGGAAACAGGGGUGCGCGAUUUGCUCUCCGCCCGCAACGAGCCAAAGGACCGUGUGAUUUGCGACACAUCAACCUCCUCGUGCGGACGUAGCAGUGACAGGAGCAGCACAGGUGGCGACAGCGUGUGCGUGAGGCGCACAACGCGUAUCAGUCAUACUCGCGCCCGAGGGAGGCGGCGCCAGCGGCGUGGUGGUGCGUACCCGGAAGCGGCCGCAAGCCGAGUCUGCUCGCGUAGGCGCCGAAACACCCACUCCUCCCAUGGCGCAUUGCUGAAGGUACAGCGUCCGACUGCUGUGCGUCUCUUCGAGGGCGAAGGUCGACAUGGGCCGUGGUCGUCGUCGGCGUUGCGAGAUAAGGCAUCCAUGUCAUCGCAAAGCACAACCGCACUGGCGCUGGAUGGUGACACCAAGCGCAGAAAGAAGGGUCGUGGUGAUGGAACUAGUCGGGGCAGUGGAAACACAACGGUCACGGAUGUCACGGGCAUGGAUGGGGCGGCGCCUGCCGCUUUGGCCGGAGGUGGUGCCUCGCCAACCGUGGGGGACGGGUCAGACGCACCUCUCCUCUUCACGAGCCCUGCAGCGCGCUUGCAUGCAGUAUACCAAAACAGCACUAAAAACAAAGGGCUCACAAAGGCAGAGGCAAGCCGACUGACGCAGGGAUCGCUCCUGGCGAGCACGGACGCUGGACGACGGCACGAGACGAAUAGGUGGAGUGACGUGAUCGCUGCCGCUGAUGGUGCUGACACUGGCGCCGCCGGUGGCGUGGGUAGGGAGCGCGCGGUGCAAUUCCGCGCCACGGGUGCUUUCAACGGCGAUGACGAGUGGGCACCACCAAGGCCCACCAGCAGCAGUGACGUCGGCGGUUGCCAAAGAAGCGGGAGCGCUGAAAACACCACCUCGUCGAAGCUAACUGCUGGCGACAUAUCCGACGAUGAUGACCUUGUGUUGGUCUUGACAAUACGCGGGAUGAGCCCUCUCCACGCCGACGCCGGCGUUGUGCACCCCCUGGUGCGCGCGUGGGUCGUGAGCUGUGCGACGGGGCGCAGCCUGGUUCAGGCAUCCACCUCUGUCCCCUGCGCCGUGACACAUCCGUUUGAUCUCCGCGCACACAAGACGCGCGCGCCGUGGUGGAACGCGCAGGUGGCUCUGCGGCUGAGUGCGGAGCGAAGGCGCACCGCGGCGGACGACGCGAUGCUUCUGCUGGAAGUGCUGGACUUUGGCAACGAGACCAUCCACGGCUUUCCACUUAUGCGUGAGGGGCUUUAUCCCAUCUGCUGGGGAUUUCUGAUGUUACGCGACUGCGUCGGUCACUCGAACCUGCUCGCGGCAGACGACUUGCAUCUACAGCUUUACCGCUACCCUUCUCGCACGCCGUGGUACCUGUCUCUGCUUAGCGCGCUGAUCCCCGGCUCAUGGUCCCCGGCGGGCGCGGCCUUUGAACCGCAUGGUUCAAGUGCAGCCCCCUGCUGCAGCAGCGGCCCCAGAGCCUCCAUCGCAAACGACGUGCCAACCAUUUACACUGUGUUUGUAAACGCCAACACCCGCAAGAUUCCGUACGAAGGCGGCAUCGUGCUCCGCGUACGCCAGACAAGCAACACCGCCUUCGUUCCUGACACGACGGAGAUGCUCCUCUACGAGGAAUACCUCCUCUCCAUGCUGGCGUCCGAUGGUGGGAGUGGCGCGGUGCCGCGCUCCUCCCGGUGUGUUUGCGCAGCCGCCAAUGACGAGGUCUCGCUCGGCCGGAUGAGGGAGGAAGACGGCGUCCGCGGGGCAGCAAUCCCAGCGAGCCCCUGGUCCACGAUAGUCGUCCCCGAAAACUACUACCGAAUGGACGGUGAGCGGUCAUUGCUGCCGCACGAGAUUCUGCAAACGACCGCAGUGCUGGGGGUGGUCACGUGCGUCUCCUUCGCCCAUAGUGGCUCCUUGGUCGCACUCGGCGUCUGUCGCCAUCUCCAGCACGUGGUUGAGCUGCGCAAUCCCCUGCUCCCUGACAUGGCCGUUGUUGCCUGCCUUGUCGGCCACACCGGUCAUGUCCACCGUGUCGUGUUUCAGAAGGAGGACAAGUACCUGCUCUCGUGCUCGUCUGAUGGGACGGUACGGGUCUGGCAGCCCGUGUCGUCGGACGGCGUCCUCGCACCUGAACCGAGCGCAGGGCCUGACAGCAUGCAGUGCGUGUGCACGUUGCCACACGGCUUUCCGGUGUAUACGGCAGUGUUCCACCAGGACAAGAUCAUUGCGGGCGGCUUCAGUGAUCAGCUCUUCAUCUGGGAUUACGAGCCCACGAUCGAGGGGGAGAUGGAAUCGAUGAUAACGACGGGCAACACAACGUUGCGUCUCAUCACCACAUUCACUCCAGCGCAGCACACACGAGCCCCACCCACGGAUUCGCCGCGCUCGACUCGGGCGCUUCUCGGGCAGCUUGUGCAGCGGGUCGACACGGCCGGGGCUACGGCGGCGCGGGAGUGCGCAUCGACUAUGACACUCAGCCUUGCCUCGAACGAGCACAGCAAUCGAGUGUGGUCCGUCCACUCAAACGACUCUGUGGUGUGCUGGCGCGCCACCACAGAGACUGCGAGCCGCGGCGAGGGCGAGAGUCUGUGGCAAAUGUCGGCGCGGCACACGGCCGACUGCAGCGGCGCGGCGGAGGUGCAGGUGAAGGGUGAGUACGCCAUUGUGACCUGCAGAAGUGCUCCUGUUGUAUUUGUCUUUGACGCCACCACGUGCGAGCAGCUGCGCGUCGUGAACACACGACUUUCGUUUGCCACGCCGCUUCACCUUUUGCCCGACGGGGAGGCGUUCGUUGCGGUCAUGGGCGACCCAGGCCGACUCCUUGCAUGGGAGUGCUUUGAUGGCGGCUUGUGCACUCCUGCCUCCGGCUAUGCCAAGGCCUCUCCACUGUUCAACGUAGCGCGGAUGGCGUGGGCAGAGUCGCAGCAGCUCGCCGUCUUCGUGAGUCGUUCACCGUCCUCGGAGGGGGAGAUGGCGCGCUAUACGCAAGGGCCAAUGCAGCCGGCUGCCGGACAGAGCGCAGCUGCCUUCCACUAUCGGCGUCAGGAGCAGCAGUACCGGCAGAGCGACAUACCGACCGAGGCAACGCUGAUCACCGUCGCAGGCACGGUUCGACGCAAGUCGACUGUGCUCCUGAAGACAGACCCUCACUCCUCCGAUGCGUUUGUGGCGAUGUUCGGCGGUGAUGUGCAGCCGAAGCGGAAGGCGACUUAUCUGGCGAAGCGGGAACGCGCAAUGCACCAGCGCGCGGCUGAGCGCGCAACGCGUAACGCACGGCUGCACCCGACAACCGCCUCGGCCGAGCUCUCGGCGCUGUUUGCGACGCCGGUGGCUACCAGCAUCCCAUACGACGCGACAGAGAAGGGGGCGCGCAUGAGCGCCAUCGUGAACUUCUGGCGUGGGCUUGUUAGUCAGCACCGACGCACGGAAGCGCGCCCACAGGAUUCCCAGCGAUUUUCCUCUAGUGCCGACGCGUUUGGCACGCAGCCUGCCGCGUGGCGUGCGCUGCAGUACAUUGAAAAUAUAGAAGAUGCUCUAUGA